Molecule: messenger RNA, 522 nt
Organism: Pundamilia nyererei
Lineage: Eukaryota; Metazoa; Chordata; Actinopteri; Cichliformes; Cichlidae
Product: beta-crystallin S-1-like
Exons: 3
Coding region: 1-522 (173 amino acids)
Biological process (GO): lens development in camera-type eye; visual perception
Molecular function (GO): structural constituent of eye lens
Source: RefSeq, a predicted model, not a curated record
AUGGGGAAGAUUAUCUUCUAUGAGGACAACAACUUCUCUGGGCACCAUUUUGAGUGCUGUAAUGACUGUGAGGACUUGUUAAGCCGACUCAGCCGCUGCAACUCAAUCAAGGUGGAGAGUGGUUGCUUCAUGAUCUAUGAAAAACCCAAUUACUCUGGUAACCAGUACUACCUGAAGAGAGGAGAGUAUCCGGACUUCCAUCACUGGAUGGGUGUCAACGAGUCUGUCAGCUCCUGUCGUUACAUCCCUACGCCUGGGAUGUUCAACAUGCGCCUGUAUGAGCGGAUCGAGUUUGGGGGUCAGGUGAUGGACCUUGUGGAUGACUGUCCCAGUGUCAUGGAUCGCUUCCACGUUAAUGACAUCUUCUCCUGCAACGUGAAAAAUGGCAACUGGCUCUUCUACGAGCACCCAAACUACCGGGGCAAGAUGUACCUGAUAAGGCCUGGAGAGUAUAAGAGGUUCAGUGAGUGGGGUGGCAGGAGUGCCAGAGUCGGAUCCAUCAAACGCAUCAUGGACUAUUGA